GCCCCGCCUCGUCUCGGGGACGUCCCUCCGAGCCGGUUUCGCCCGCAAGUCGCCGGGCACUGGCCGCAGCCUUUCUCCUGUCUCCGGGCCGCGGCGGGCUCAGGUGUGUCUUAGCUCCGGUUAGUGCCAUGAUCCGGCAGGAACUCUCCACAGCCUACCAGGAGCUGAGUGAGGAGUUGGACCAGGUGGUUGAGAAUUCAGAGCAGGCAGAUGAGCAGGAAAAGGACACGGUCAGAGUCCAAGGUCCUGGUGUCUUACCAGCCCUGGACAGUGAGUCCGCCUCCAGCAGCAUCCGAUUCAGCAAGGUCUGUCUGAAGAACGUCUUCUCAGUUCUGCUCAUCUUCAUCUAUCUGCUGCUUAUGGCCGUGGCCGUCUUCCUGGUCUACCAGACUAUUACGGACUUUCGUGAGAAACUCAAGCAUCCUGUCAUGUCUGUGUCUUACAAGGAGGUGGAUCGCUACGAUGCCCCAGGUAUUGCCCUGUACCCCGGCCAGGCCCAGUUGCUCAGCUGUAAGCACUAUUACGAGGUCAUUCCACCUCUGAGGAACCCCGGCCAGCCAGGAGACCUCAGCUGUACCACCCAGAAGAUCAACUACAUGGACCCCUUCUCCAAUCAAACCAUGAAAUCCGCCCUGGUCGUCCAGGGACCCCGGGAAGUGAAGAAGCGGGAGCUGGUCUUCCUCCAGUUCCGCCUGAACAAGAGUAGCGAGGACUUCAGUGCCAUCGAUUACCUCCUCUUUUCUUCUUUCCAGGAGUUCCUGCAGAGCCCAGACAGGGUAGGCUUCAUGCAGGCCUGUGAAAGUGCCUAUUCCAGCUGGAAGUUCUCUGGGGGCUUCCGCACCUGGGUCAAGAUGUCACUAGUGAAGACCAAGGAAGAGGAUGGACGGGAAGCGGUGGAGUUCCGGCAGGAGACAAGUGUGGUUAACUACAUUGAUCAGAGGCCAGCUGCCGAGAAAAGUGCUCAUUUGUUUUUUGUGGUUUUUGAAUGGAAAGAUCCUUUCAUCCAGAAAGUUCAAGAUAUAAUCACGGCCAAUCCUUGGAACACGAUCGCUCUUCUCUGUGGGGCUUUCUUGGCACUAUUUAAAGCAGCAGAGUUUGCCAAACUGAGUGUGAAAUGGAUGAUCAAAAUUAGGAAGAGAUACCAUAAAAGAAGAGGUCAGGCAACGAACCACAUAAGCUGAAGUUACCUUGUGUUGCUAAUAGAACUGUCCAAAUCAGUGGAAGUUACACUUCUGCUUUGAUAAACUGAACUACCAGCAAUCCUGUACUCACUUGAAGAAACGGGGCUUUGCUGGGAGUAACAGCCUGUCAAACUGGAACUUCUAACCUGGCUCAAAAAAAGGCUGUUUAGAGCCUAAUGGAGCAUAUCCAAUGAAUAAUCUAGAAGUUAUUUAAGUAUUUAAAUUAUUAAUGAACAUUUUAGAGUUGUCCAAUGAAGGAUGAAUAGGUUUUGUGGAAUAUGGAAAUGGAUAUGUAUCAGGUUUUCUGAAAAUUUUACCCAGUUGUGGAAGAUGCCUUUCUUCCUAUUUGAUUUGGUGAACAGUUAAGCUCUAGUUUAAUGAAGGCUCUACGUUCUACCUUAGGUUCCUCCCUGAAGUUUUCUGUCAUCUUUAAAAAGCAUAUGAGUUUCUUUUUCCAAAAUCUUUGACUACUCCAAAAUCUUUGACUAUCCAGAUGUGGGUCAUGCUUUGAUCUACACACUGCAUAGGAAGAAAAGCAAGACCCUCCUCUCUAUUGUCAUCUGCCAUCUACAGACAAGCUCAUUUGCUAAAAAUUAAGUGAGACAUUUUUAAAAGACACUAGAACCUAGUAAUUAAAUUUCUCAUGGACUAGCUACCUACUUAUCUGGCUAAGUACACUUGUUGGUGCAAGUAUAAAAGUUUUGAGUGAUUAACACUCAAAAGCACUUAGGACAGAUGUACAUAGUAGGUGCCUACUCAGUAUAUUUUGAUGAUUUCAUUAACAGGUAAAUACAUACAAUAGGAGUGUGUAUGCCAGUGUGAAUAUAUGAUAAAUCAGUAUUUUUCAUUCUGUGACCUCCCAAAAUAAAAGGUAGCAUGAGCCUGUAACUCCUGAGAUGGAUCAAGGUUUUAUAUAAGGUAUGUUGUAACUGCAUACAGGGAAGUAGAUUGUGCAUGGGACUGAUGGUGGAUGGUCAGGAAGAGUGACCUAUCAAGUUCUAUGAGUAAGCUAUGUUGACCUGUCACCACAUCCUAUAAAACCACCUACCUGAGAAAGGGGCAUUUCCUUGUAUGACCCUCAAGCCUUCAGCCUAGCCUUUGCCAGAGAUGAGUGUCUGUAAAAAACCAGUUAGGUAUUUUUCUCUUGGUAGCCAUUGGCUGCCUUAUUGAAGGUUUAUAAAAAUUGUUGCCAGGGUUUUAGGUUAUUUACUUUUGUCCUUUGCAUCCAAAGAGGACUUGGUAGCAUUUCUUCAAUUUUUCAUCUGGCUUUAGAUAAUUCAAAGAAAAUCUUCAAAUGUAUGAGUAGGGCAUUUUUAUCUCAUAUCAAACUUAGCAAGAAAUCUUGUUUUUUUUUGUUUUGUUUUUGUUGUUGAAUUAUUAAAGGUAAACUUGCAUAAAGAAAUAUUCCAUUACUUUUCUGCUUCAUGGAAGCAUGAGAAAUAAACUUUAGUGACGGGCUCCUGUCUUUAAAAUCUUACCAUAUGGCAAAUGCAGAGCCAGGCAUAAAAUUUAUUUUUAUAAAUACUUCUGAAACUUUACAUUAAUAGUAUUGAAAAACAGGGAUUUGUUUUUAAGGUAUUCCUAAAGGUAUCACUUUUAACGUUACUUAAAUAUCUAUCAAAAUUUGCUCCAAUGAACAUACUAAAAUGACAUUUUCUAUAUUGUGGAACGUUCUGAAGACUCCUAGAUGUGCUUUAGAAUAACUAGUAAGUAAGUGAACAGUUUUAGCUAUUUGAAGAAAAAAAAACAUAAAAUUUUUAACUGGUAGUUGCGGCCUGUUAAAAUCCACUCUGGCUGCUCUUUAGUAAACAAAAUAUAUGCCUAUAUAUAACCUAUCACAAAAUAAAAACUUAGACCUAACCUUCACUUUUUGGAAAGGCAAGUUCCAUUCUGUGUUUCGUAGAUGGAUUGUUCUUUUAACUGUGCUGUCCCCGAGCUGCCGGUGUACUGGCUGGCUUUGGAUCAGUGUGGGGAAAUCUGGAAGGAACACCCUGAUUUAGAUGGCCGGGACAAAGUGGCUGGCUGUUCAAGACCAGCUGCUUGAGACUGCUGUAAAAGUAUAAGCCAUUGUACCUAAAGGAAGAGUUUCUCCUCAGGCCACAAAGCAAAAGGAGUUUCUUUCAUAAUGACCUAAAAGUAGUAUGUGAAUUUGUGCUCGAGUUUUUAAAUGAAUGUUAAAGAAGAUGAAUUAAACAUAAGUAGUUGAAAA
Choloepus didactylus (southern two-toed sloth) is the source of this 3390-nucleotide messenger RNA. It is a transcript of the gene PACC1, whose product is annotated as proton activated chloride channel 1. Bases 129 to 1181 code for a protein of 350 amino acids. Gene Ontology annotation, cellular component: cell surface. Lineage: Eukaryota; Metazoa; Chordata; Mammalia; Pilosa; Megalonychidae. The transcript is spliced from 8 exons. The record is from RefSeq and is a predicted model, not a curated record.